GAGCCCUGAUGCCGACCCGGGAGGAGACCCUGGGAGCCUUGGCGGGAGAGCAAGAGCAGAGAGGGAGUUCUGCUGAGGAAAGGGGGUUCUGCUGAGGAGAGGAGGGCCCAAGCUUCACCUGAGGAAAGGCCUCGGUCGUUCGGCCCAGGGGAAAGAGGCAGGGGCUUUUCCAAAGGCGUGGUGGGAGCCGGCAGGGGACAGGGGAGAGCUCCGGGGAACGUCUGCAGGCCCCUGCCCUCCCGUAGGUGAGGGGCUGCGGGGGCACACCGCAGAGCCGCCUGAGGUGGGAGUGAGAGAGGUCCGGACUGCGAGGAAACGCGAGGCUCCGAGUGCCUCCUGACAGAAAGGCAGAGGACGAGGGAAUCGGGCGUGUCGGGGGUGGGGAGCCCCACGUUUCUGAGGGUCGGAGAGAAGCUGUUUGAGGGGAAGAAGCCCAGAACACUCUUCAUCCUGAAAUGUCGGGGCGUUCACCAGCUGUCUGCUGACCGAGGGGCCGGGUGGAUGAGGGCGGAACCCGACCUGAGGCGGCCUGGAGAGGAGCCCACCAGAUGAAGCAGUUUCAGCUAUCUGACUUCAUGUGAAAGAUGGCUAAUGCGGAAGUGAGUGUCCCAGUGGGGGAUGUGGUUGUGGUACCCACUGAAGGAAAUGAAGGAGAGAACCCUGAAGACACUAAAACCCAAGUGAUCUUGCAGUUACAGCCUGUGCCACAAGGUUUGUUUAUCGAUGGACACUUUUACAACAGGAUUUAUGAAGCUGGGUCUGAGAACAACACAGCAGUUGUGGCAGUAGAAACUCACACGAUACACAAAAUUGAAGAAGGGAUUGAUGCAAGUACUAUAGAAGCAAAUGAGGAUAUGGAAAUUGCUUACCCCAUAACUUGUGGGGAAAGCAAAGCCAUUCUUCUUUGGAAGAAAUUUGUAUGUCCAGGAAUAAAUGUAAAGUGUGUCAAGUUCAAUGAUCAGUUGAUCAGCCCCAAGCAUUUUGUUCAUCUGGCUGGCAAGUCCACCCUAAAGGACUGGAAGAGAGCCAUUCGUUUGGGUGGAAUUAUGCUCAGGAAAAUGAUGGAUUCUGGACAAAUUGAUUUUUACCAACAUGAUAAGGUUUGCUCCAAUACCUGCAGAAGCACCAAAUUUGAUCUUCUUAUCAGCAGUGCAAGAGCUCCAGUGCCAGGACAGCAGACAAGUGUGGUGCAGACACCCACUUCGGCCGAUGGUAACAUCACACAGAUUGCCAUUUCAGAAGAGAGCAUGGAAGACGCAGGGCUAGAAUGGAACUCAGCUCUCACUGCUGCUGUCACUAUGGCCACAGAGGAGGGAGUGAAGAAAGACCCAGAAGAAAUUUCAGAGGACACUUUGAUGUUCUGGAAGGGAAUAGCUGAUGUAGGGCUGAUGGAAGAGGUUGUAUGCAAUAUACAGAAGGAAAUAGAGGAGCUACUCAGGGGGGUUCAGCAGCGGCUCAUCCAGGCUCCCUUCCAGGUCACAGAUGCUGCUGUUCUCAACAAUGUGGCGCAUACGUUUGGCCUAAUGGACACAGUCAAGAAGGUUUUGGACAACAGAAGGAACCAAAUAGAGCAAGGAGAAGAGCAGUUUCUCUAUACUCUGACAGACUUGGAACGCCAGCUGGAAGAGCAGAAGAAGCAAGCUCAGGAUCACAGGCUGAAAUCCCAGACAGUUCAAAAUGUGGUAUUGAUGCCUGUGAGCACGCCUAAGCCUCCAAAAAGGCCCCGGCUCCAGCGGCCAGCCUCCACCACCGUCCUGAGCCCUUCUCCUCCUGUCCAGCAGCCUCAGUUCACAGUCAUCUCACCUAUUACUAUCACCCCAGUGGGUCAGUCAUUUUCCAUGGGCAAUAUUCCAGUGGCCACUCUCAGCCAGGGCUCCAGCCCUGUGACUGUCCACACACUGCCUUCUGGCCCUCAGCUCUUCCGCUAUGCCACAGUGGUCUCCUCUGCCAAGAGCAGCUCACCAGACACAGUGACCAUUCACCCUUCAUCUAGCUUGACGCUGCUAAGCUCUACUGCUAUGCAGGAUGGGAGUACCCUGGGCAACAUGACCACAAUGGUGAGCCCUGUGGAGUUGGUGGCCAUGGAGUCCGGCCUGACCUCGACAAUACAGGCUGUUGAAAGCACCUCAGAGGAUGGGCAGACCAUCAUUGAGAUUGACCCAGCCCCAGACCCAGAGGCUGAGGACACUGAGGGCAAAGCAGUCAUUUUGGAGACAGAGCUGAGGACUGAGGAUAAAGUUGUGGCUGAGAUGGAAGAACAUCAGCAUCAAGUCCACAAUGUGGAAAUUGUGGUCUUAGAGGAUUAACUGGGGAGAUCGGGGCCAGGAGAUAUGUUUCAGUUUUAAAUUUUAAUUAUUUGUUUACUUUUAUCAUUGUCCCACUCAUUUCCACAUAGGAUCCUUUAAAAAAAAAAUCUCGUUGCUGUAACUGAAAAUGUUGGGUACCUCCCACCCCCUCAUUGAAAGAAUGGACAAAAUCAAGCUGCCCUUCCAGAAGUUGAGAGUAGGUUACUCAAUGUCCUCAUCCUCUUACACCAAGAAAGUUAUUUCUUUCAGGGGAGGCAUCAAGAUAACCAGAAAUCCUAUCCUGAAAACCCUUUCCAGGCUAGUCUAGCUGUGUAUGCAUGUGGUUUUAUUCUUGUAAAGAUGCAUUGACCAAACUCUGGAACACAGACCUGAUACUGGAAGGCAACCCACUUACACACGGAUGCAGAAGGAUAGUUCAUUUUGUAUCCUGGAAUGGGCCCUCAGAGGCCAGUGCAAAACUCUGAAACAAAGGAAGUUGAAUUCUGCUUGAAGGGGAACUCAGUUGCUUGGAGCAGCAGCUUAAAAAGGGAAGUGCUUUGGCCAGGAUGGGGCAAAGAAAUUAUCUUAUUUCCCAAAGUGUAACUGAUACCUCUUGAUAUUUCUGAGGGUUACCACUAUGGGUGCUAUUUUGAGGGGAGGCCACUGAUAAGUGGAAGGGUACAUUGCCAUGGAGCAAGUAGCAUCAGGAGAAAUAGAAAUCCAGGGAUGUCAUAGCUGUGCUUUGGGAUUCAAGCCUACCUGGCCCCAACUUUGUCAAAGCACUUACCUUUCUAAACUAGGAUCAGUCCGUUUAUUUACGAACUGUGAUGUGGUGUAAAUUGCUCUUGGACUAUGGCUGUUGUGGUGGUUGGGCCUCCAAGGCCGUCAUUUUUAUUGCAUAACUCCAGGAGCAGGGGAGUUCCUCAUCCAGACCAGCUGCCCUUUUUGGUGGGGCUCUUUUUUGGUUUUGAAACCAAAAGCAUCCACUCAUUUGGUGCUUCCUCUUGUUCUACCCUCUGUUUCUCAACUGUUAAUGACAUCUGCCUCCUGGAUCCCACGCUCUUCAGCUCUUUGGCUGAUUUGGAGAACAGUGACAGGUGCCUGCCUUCAUCCCCUUUUAGAUUCAUUUGUACCACAGAUGUUUCUGUGAGAUUGAACUCAUUAAAAAAAACAAACAAAAAAAACCCUUAGCUUGGGAGGAAGACUAAAUACCCCCAGCCUAUCCUGAGGCACUGAGUGGAUGUCUCCUCCUGAGCAAGCUGGACUCCCUGGGAAAGAAGCAUUGUCCGCAACAUUAUAUUAUAGGAAAUGUACCAAGAAUGUCAACAAUAAUGUCUUUGGGGUGGGAGGGUGUAUCUUUCUUUUUUUUUUCUUUUUUUACUGUUGUUUGUAUAUUUAGAGCUGGGCCAUUUUCUGUGUUGUGAUUCCUUCUCUUUGACCAUCUUCAGUGUUUGGGGCAAGAGUGGACCCUGUUUUUUCUUUCUUUUGGUUGUAUUGUUUACUGCACUAGGAAAAAUAUAGGGAAACCGCAGACAGUUUAAAGGAAAAAUAGGUAAAAAAGAAAGCACAUACCUUAGGAGUGGGAGUUUUUGUUUUGUUUUUUAAUUAAAAGCAAAACUUUGACCUGUAGUUUCCUUUUUUUUUCCAAGAAGCCACCCACUUGAAGCGAUGUUUUUCCAACGGUUGUUGGAAACCCUGUUGUCAAGCAAGUGAAAACAGUUCUGUCCCUCAGAUAGCUGUAUAUAGCUGGAGAAGCCCUCUAACUUGGAGGGUCAAUCAUAAAAGCCUUAAUAAAGGGUGAGAUUUCUGAACCCCAUAGAGUUGUGAUUUUCAGCUUUAAAAUUGGGGCUUUAUUUUUUUUUUUCAAAACAUUUCAGAGACAUAGUGGUAAGCUUAGAACAAACCUUUGGCUCUUUAUAUAUCUUUAGUGAGGAAAGUGGCUUUUAUUUCUUGCUUUUUUUAGGUUUCCUGUUGGUACAUAAACAAAACCAGUAUUUCUCUCUAAGGCUAAAACUGUUACUUGAAGCUAAAAAGGCAUAUCAUUUCUAAUGUGGUUUUUAGGGACACUUUUCUCUUUCCCAGAGACAAGAGGCCCAAUUCAGAAGAGGAGGAAAAUACCCACAUGCUAGGUUCCUUUAUCCCCUCCAUCAGAGCUAUUGGUAGUAUUUUAAUGUAGUAUGAGCAUCGUGCUUCCAAAGUCAAGAGAUCUCCUCCUAAGGACAGAGCCUGUUUGCUUUUAUUUUCUGAAUAUUCCAGCUGGUGGAAAUACACAAGCUUUGUUGUUUUCCUGGUCUUCCGAUAGCCUGUCAUUAUUGCUACGUGCUAUGGCACCCACUGUUGAGUUGGGGGGUUCCCUUUCAGGUCCAGUCCAGAUGAUCUCAGAUGGGGGAAAUAUAUGCAAGCCAUUUGUCUGUGCAGAAGCAUUUGCAAUGAAUCAUUCCUCAGGCUGACUUGGCAGUAGCCAUCUUUCUGUUCAUUCAUUCAAUAAACAUUUAUAAGUAUGAUCUAUGUGCCAGGCUUUGUGCUAGGCACUGGCAGUACAGAGGUGAAAGCACAUUCCCUGCCGUCAAAAAGUUCAUACUCUAGAGACUGUGUAGAAUUUGUAUAUGAAUAUAAUUGGUUUCCUUUGUAA
Phyllostomus hastatus (greater spear-nosed bat) is the source of this 4917-nucleotide messenger RNA. RefSeq names its product glucocorticoid modulatory element binding protein 1 (gene GMEB1). Gene Ontology annotation, biological process: positive regulation of transcription by RNA polymerase II. Bases 585 to 2306 code for a protein of 573 amino acids. Gene Ontology annotation, cellular component: nucleus. Gene Ontology annotation, molecular function: RNA polymerase II cis-regulatory region sequence-specific DNA binding; DNA-binding transcription activator activity, RNA polymerase II-specific. The transcript is spliced from 10 exons. The record is from RefSeq and is a predicted model, not a curated record. Lineage: Eukaryota; Metazoa; Chordata; Mammalia; Chiroptera; Phyllostomidae.